Molecule: messenger RNA, 3457 nt
Organism: Meriones unguiculatus (Mongolian gerbil)
Lineage: Eukaryota; Metazoa; Chordata; Mammalia; Rodentia; Muridae
Gene: Cep76
Product: centrosomal protein 76
Exons: 12
Coding region: 242-2221 (659 amino acids)
Source: RefSeq, a predicted model, not a curated record
UGCACGGCGCCGGCCAGGCAUCUCGGAGGACAGCCCCUGCGUCUGUCGGUCCUCUCCGUUUGAAAACAGUUAAGCUGCUGCGCCCCAGCAGCAGGGUUCCCGCCCUGCCCGGUCUUACGCGGCUGCCCAGCCGCGCCGCUUUGUGCUCUGCCCGCCACUGAUGCUGCGCGGUCGGGACGACGGGCUCCUCGGCUCCGUCGUGUGAGGUGGCGAGUAGAAGCCGCGAAGCUCCAGCGCCUUCAUGUCGCUGCCUCCGGAGAAAGCCUCGGAGCUGAAGCAGCUCAUCCAUCAGCAGCUGAGCAAGAUGGAUGUUCAUGGCAGAAUAAGGGAAAUUCUUGCAGAGACUAUUCGGGAAGAAUUGGCACCUGAUCAACAACAUUUGUCAACAGAAGAUCUGAUCAAAGCGCUCAGACGUCGAGGAAUCAUCGACGAUGUAAUGAAAGAACUUAAUUUUGUGACUGACAGUGUUGAUCAAGAACCCUCUUCCUCUCCAAAGCAAACUGUUGGUUUUGAUAAGCAAUCAACGUUAAAAAAAACUAAUCUUGAUCCAACACGGAGGUAUCUUUACCUUCAGGUUUUGGGUGGAAAAGCUUUCUUGGAACACCUACAAGAACCUGAGCCUUUGCCUGGACAAGUCUGUUCAACUUUCACCUUAUGUUUGCAUUAUCGGAACCAGCGUUUUCGCUCAAAGCCUGUUCCCUGUGCUUGUGAACCAGAUUUCCAUGAUGGCUUUUUGCUUGAAGUUCACAGAGAAAGUUUAGGUGAUGGAACUAGAAUGGCUGAUUCAACAACAAUGUUAUCAAUAAGUGAUCCAAUUCACAUGGUGCUAAUCAAAACAGACAUAUUUGGUGAGACCACUUUAGUCGCUUCCUAUUUUCUGGAGUGGAGAUCAGUUUUGGGCUCAGAGACGGGAGUGACGAGUCUGACUGUGGAACUUAUGGGUGUAGGCACAGAAUCAAAAGUUUCUGUGGGAAUUUUAAAUAUAAAACUUGAAAUGUACCCACCACUCAGCCAAACCCUGUCUCAAGAGGUCGUGAACACACAGCUUGCCUUGGAGCGUCAGAAAACUGCAGAGAAAGAGCGAUUAUUUCUUGUCUAUGCUAAGCAGUGGUGGAGAGAGUAUUUGCAAAUUCGACCCUCACACAACUCACGGCUGGUAAAGAUUUUUGCACAGGAUGAGAAUGGGAUAAAUAGAGCAGUGUGUUCCUAUGUGAGGCCUCUUCGAGCUGGGCGGCUUCUGGAUACUCCACGGCAGGCGGCUCGGUUUGUUAGCGUCCUCGGUUAUGAGCGAGCCCCUGUUAUCGGGGGAGGAGGCAAGCAGGAGCAGUGGUGCACGCUGCUGGCGUUCCUCUGCAGAAACAAGGGUGAUUGUGAAGAUCACGCUAACCUGCUGUGUAGCCUUCUUCUUGGAUAUGGACUGGAGGCUUUUGUCUGUGUUGGGACCAAGGCAAAGGGGGCCCCUCACGCAUGGGUUAUGACCUGUGGGACUGAUGGGACCAUCAUGUUUUGGGAGAGUUUAACAGGCCACAGGUACAUCCACAAGCCUACUAAUUCUGAAGGACCUCCACUUGCUGAACAGCCCAAACCAUUGUACCCCUACCGAACGAUUGGUUGUGUUUUCAAUCAUCAGAUGUUCCUCGGAAAUUGUCAGCCCUCUGAUGCAGUAGAAACCUGCAUAUUUGAUUUGAAUGAUGAAUCCAAGUGGAAACCCAUGAGUGAAGAAGCAAUCAAGUCUGUGUGUGCUCCAGGUGCUACUACAUCUCUCCCUCCCUUCCCACCUCUGUGUGCAUCCACAAUUGAUGCCUCAGUCACAAGCAAUGAAAUCGAAAUGCAGCUGAGGCUUCUGGUGUCAGAACACAGGAAGGACCUUGGCCUCACUACUGUUUGGGAAGACCAGCUUUCCUAUCUUUUAUCACCAGCUUUGGCUUCAUAUGAAUUUGAGCGAACAACAAGCAUAUCUGCAGGCAAUGAAGAAUUCCAAGAUGCCAUAAGGAGGGCGGUGCCUGAUGGUCACACAUUUAAAGGGUUCCCAAUACAUUUUGUGUAUAGAAAUGCAAGGCGUGCAUUUGCCACUUGUCUUCGGUCUCCUUUUUGUGAAGAAAUAAUCUGUUGUCGUGGAGACCAGGUGCGACUGGCAGUUCGUGUUCGAGUGUUUACCUACCCUGAAUCUGCAUGUGCUGUUUGGAUCAUGUUUGCUUGUAAAUAUCGCUCAGUAUUAUAGGACUGACAUUUUCUAAGAAUUAUUCCUGAGUAGCUGUGUGAAGGUUUCUUAAUUUAAAAUCAGCCUCUGGCUUUGGAUGUCAUUGUUUUGUAUACAUCUGACUGGCAAUGUUUUAAAAUAUCAUGUAUGUACUUAAAAAUUAAGAGUAAAAAAAUUGUAUUGAAUUUAGUUUAUAAUAAGUGUAUAAUGAUAAAUGUUUUGAGGGACUCAGUAGUUUAAAUGUGAAUAUAAGAUCUGUUACUUCAUAUUAAUAAGUAACUAAUGAGAUUUAUCUAAUGCUUUAAGCCAUAGUUAAAUCAAAAUGGUCAUUAUUUUUCAUAAAUGAAAGAUUAUUUUACACAAAUUAUGAGAAAUUAACCUAAUAGUUUAUUUAUUACAUAGAUGAAAAUAUAUUUUGCUGAAUUAUCAUUUUUGUGGUUUAUUCAUGACACUAGGGAUAUUUGAGGUUUUCCAGUGGUGACUUUAAUAUAAGAAUAGAAAAAAGGCUGUGUGUGGUGCCAUGCACUUUCAAUCCCACAAGAGGCCAGCCUGGUCACAUAGCAAGUCCAGGCCAGUCAGGGCUGUACUAGGAGAACCUGUCUCCAAAACACAACACAAUGAAUCUGGUAUCAGAAAAGUGUGAAUAUUAAUAACAAAUCUCACAUGAAUAUUUGGGUAUGUGAAUCAUUUAUGGAUGUCAUUAAAAUUAACUGAGUACCAGAAAAUAUUUAUUACACUUCCUUGUUACAGUAGAGGUCAUUCUUUAUUUUUCGUUGUGAUUAAAAACCUCAGCCUACUGCAGGGCUGUGGUGGUGCAUGCUUUUAAUCGCAGCAUUUGGGAGGCAGAGGCAGGUGAAUCUCUCUGAGUUCAAGGCCAGCCUGGUCUACAGAAUGAGAUCCAGGACAGCCAGGGAUGCACAAAGAAACCCUGUCUCAAAAAUCCAAAAGACCACAUCAGCCUACAUGUGACUAAUCUCAUUGAAAAAAAUCAUAAGAGGCCAUUGAGAAAAAUAUGUGAGUUUAUAUUUAUUUUUAAAUUGAGCAAGUUUUAGAAGUUUUAAGAGAGCAAAGGUAUUAAAAUCUAAGGUAACUUGACUUUCUGUAAGAAGCUAAUGCUUCUUGCCUCUGUGUGCAGUUUCUUAGUUGCUUUAUCCAUUGGUUUUCCUAAGAGAUAAGUGUGUGCUAGUUCACUAUCCAAAUUAUUUAUUCUUUUCAUCACCUACUGUUGCAAAUAAAAUUAUUUUAUUUAUUUAUUUA